Neomonachus schauinslandi (Hawaiian monk seal) is the source of this 1022-nucleotide messenger RNA. It is a transcript of the gene ARRDC5, whose product is annotated as arrestin domain containing 5. Gene Ontology annotation, biological process: protein transport. The transcript has 3 exons. Lineage: Eukaryota; Metazoa; Chordata; Mammalia; Carnivora; Phocidae. Gene Ontology annotation, cellular component: cytoplasm. The coding region runs from base 1 to 987 and encodes 328 amino acids. The record is from RefSeq and is a predicted model, not a curated record.
AUGUCUGUGGUGAAGUCGAUCGAAUUAGUGUUGCCCAAGGAUGCAGUCUACCUAGCCGGCUCCAGCAUAAAAGGGCAGGUGGUUCUAAUCCUGAACAGCACCCUGGUGGACCCUAUUGUGAAGGUGGAGCUCGUGGGAAGGGGUUAUGUGGAGUGGAAUGAAGAAAUCGGGGCAUCCCGUGAUUAUAGUAGAGAUGUUAUUUGCAACAACAAGGCCGACUAUGUGCACAAGAUGAAGACAUUCCCAGUAGAGGAUAAUUGGUUAAGUGCAGGCAGCCACACCUUUGACUUCCAUUUCAGCUUACCUCCCAGGCUUCCUUCUACCUUCGCCAGCAAAAUUGGCCACGUCUUCUACUUCGUGCAAGCCUCCUGCAUGGGCCGGGAGCAUAUUCUGGCGAAGAAGAGAAUGUACUUGUUGGUUCAAGGGACUUCGGAUUUCCACAAAGAAAACCCAUUGCAGAACCCUCUGUUGGUGGAGGCUGAGAAGAAGGUCUCCUACAACUGCUGCAGCCAGGGCACCAUCUGCCUCCAAAUCCAGAUGGAAAAGAACACUUUUACGCCAGGGGAGAGGGUCAUUUUCACCACGGAGAUCCACAACCAGACCAGCAAGUGCAUCAAGACGGUCACCUUCGCCCUCUACAUCCACGUGCAAUAUGAGGGCUUCACCCCCAGUGCGGAGCGGCGGUCUCGGGUGGACAGCAGUGAACUGCUCCGGCAGGAGGCCAACACUCAGAUCACGCCCUUCAACACCACCAAGAUCGUCAGCACCCUCAAUCUCCCGCAGGUGCUGUCCGUGAGCAGCGGCAUGCGGGACGGCGAGAUCAUGAGUACCCACUACGAGCUGGUCAGCACGGUCCACCUGCCUUGGUCCCUGACCAGUGUGAAGGCCAAGGUUCCCAUCAUCAUCACCAGUGCCCCUGUGGACCCAGACAGCUGCCCACGGCUGGAGGGGGCAGCAUCUCCCGAGAGCCAGGAGUGCCAGAAUUAAGUGCCCAAACUUCUAAAUAUUAAAAGCUUUAUCAG